This is a messenger RNA of Gossypium raimondii (Peruvian cotton), 1849 nucleotides long. RefSeq names its product homeobox protein knotted-1-like 3. Gene Ontology annotation, biological process: regulation of DNA-templated transcription. Gene Ontology annotation, cellular component: nucleus. The record is from RefSeq and is a predicted model, not a curated record. The transcript has 6 exons. Gene Ontology annotation, molecular function: DNA binding. NCBI's taxonomy places the organism in Eukaryota, Viridiplantae, Streptophyta, Magnoliopsida, Malvales, Malvaceae. Bases 335 to 1660 code for a protein of 441 amino acids.
CCAUUUUCAUAGUAAGCAGAUUUCUUUACCCGAAAACCACUUUUCUCCUCCCUCUUCUCUCUCUUGCAGCAUAUAUCCUCAAAGUUCUCACCUUUGUUUAUGCUCUCUCACGUUCUUUCUCUCUCUACAAAUUCAAAUACCGUGUCUUUAAGUUAGGAUUGUAAGAAAAAAAGGGGGAAAAAAACAAUCUUUUCAAUCGUGUCCUUGGAUUUCGCUGUCCUUUGUUGUAAUCUCCUUCUCUAUAUCAGACCAUGGAACAGUAAUCAUCAUCAUAUAUAGCUUUCGAAGACGUUUUUACAGGAAGAAAAAAGGGAUAAAGGUGAAGGGGGUAGUCAUGGCGUUUCACCAUAAUAAUCACCUUUCUGAUCAUCAUCAGGACCUUCCUCUCCAUCACCUUACCGAGCACCACCACCAGCAGGCGAGUCAACUGUCGGAAACCAACGGUCCAAAUUGGUUGAACACCGCCCUCCUCCGUUCACAGCAGCCUCAACCGGCGCAACCACACUCUUCCCAGUUCUCCGAGCCUAACUUUCUUAACCUUCAUACUACGAGAGCUGCUUCUGAUUCCACCACGGGUUCCCAAGCUCCGAACCAGUGGCUCUCCCGUACGUCGUCUUCCCUUCUUCAUCGCAACCACAGCGACGUCAUAGACGACGUAGGUGCCGCCGCGGAAGCUGCGAGAGGAGGCGGAGGGGAAUCCAUGGUCGCCAUGGAAUCGGGCGGCAGCGGCAACAACAACGGUAUUAUGAACAACAACAAGAGCGAAGGUGUUGUGGUGGAAAGCGGAGGGGGCGGUGGGGAUGGGGUCGUGAAUUGGCAGAAUGCAAGAUACAAGGCGGACAUACUAGCUCACCCUUUGUGCGAGCAACUCUUGUCUGCACACGUGGCGUGCCUUAGGGUCGCUACGCCUGUGGAUCAGCUCCCGAGGAUCGACGCUCAGCUGGCUCAGUCACAGCAUGUGGUGGCUAAGUACUCCUCCCUCAGUGGUGGGUCCCAGGGCGUGGUUGCCGACGACAAAGAGCUCGAUCAGUUCUUGACACAUUAUGUUCUGUUGCUAUGUUCUUUCAAAGAACAAUUGCAACAACAUGUUCGAGUUCACGCAAUGGAAGCAGUUAUGGCUUGCUGGGAAAUUGAACAAUCAUUACAAAGCUUAACAGGUGUUUCUCCGGGUGAAGGCACGGGUGCAACAAUGUCUGAUGAUGACGAUGACCAAGUAGACAGUGAUGCCAACUUGUUUGAUGGAAGUUUAGAAGGUCCAGAUUCAAUGGGAUUCGGCCCUCUGAUCUUAACAGAUAGUGAAAAAUCUUUGAUGGAGCGUGUGAGACAUGAACUCAAACAUGAACUCAAACAGGGUUACAAGGAGAAGAUUGUUGACAUAAGAGAAGAAAUUUUGCGGAAAAGAAGGGCUGGAAAGCUACCAGGUGACACAACAUCGGUGUUAAAAGCAUGGUGGCAAUCACAUUCCAAGUGGCCAUACCCUACUGAGGAAGAUAAGGCGAGAUUGGUUCAAGAAACAGGUUUACAAUUGAAGCAGAUAAACAAUUGGUUCAUUAAUCAGAGGAAAAGGAACUGGAACAGCAAUCCGUCGACAUCCACCGUCUCGAAAAGCAAACGUAAAAGAAGUAAUGCAGGUGAAAACAAUGGUGAUCGGUUCAUGUAAAUGCAACACAGUAGCCAAAGAGGAACAGAUUUUUGGUUGGUGCUAUAUAUAUAUAUAUGUUGGCCAUGCAAUGCAAUACAAUAUCAUUCAUAUAUAUUUCAGUGUAACUUUUAUUGGAUGAAUCCACCAUUGUCACUUGAUAGAUAGAGUUCAUGUUGGUGAAUAAAAAAAAAAGAGAUCAUUAUAGCU